Cloeon dipterum is the source of this 1682-nucleotide messenger RNA. RefSeq names its product divergent protein kinase domain 2A. NCBI's taxonomy places the organism in Eukaryota, Metazoa, Arthropoda, Insecta, Ephemeroptera, Baetidae. The transcript has 4 exons. The record is from RefSeq and is a predicted model, not a curated record. The coding region runs from base 174 to 1379 and encodes 401 amino acids.
CGAGGGGGCGUGCCAAUAUCAGCACAAACCAAAACAUUUCAAAGAGAAUAAAUUAUGUUCCAACUAAAGCUGAAAUUUACAAAGACAACGAUGGAGUUGGAAACUAAAAAUAUUAUCAAUAAGAGCUGUGAAAAUUGUGAUCAACUUCUGCCAAAAUCAAGAUAUCUCUAGUCAUGGUUAGCGUAAUUUACACGUACAUUCCUCCGCACGUGCGACGGGCGAAAUUCAUCUUCCGGCUCUUCUUCAUCACUGCGCUGGGUCUGGUGCUUGUUUGCGCCCUGGUGAUGAAACACACCUCCAUCGGCGACCUGACAGAGGAGGAAAAAUGUCCGGCGUGCUACGGCACCAAUCUGUGUCCGGCAAUCAAGUCAGGCUCAAUCCACCUGUACCCGUUCAUCUCUUGGUUCAACGCAAAAAAUGUUUACUUUGGACACACGAGCGCUGGACAGAAGCUAACGUUUAAAAAGCUUGGGCACGACUGGGAGCUGGAGGAACUGGACGCCUACGUUUGCAGGCUAGUUGGUCAGAACAGCAAAAAUAAUUGCAGACUGAGCGAGCUAGCCUGGCGCCUCGACGACGUGCACACAGCCAUCUUCAACACCGUCUUGUCCAAUUUGUCUCUACGGAGCGGAAUUUCCUUCUGUCCAGUCGCCGACACGAAACAAAUCGAUGAUCUGGUUGAUCGGGUUGUCAAGCACUCCAAGGAAACCGCCUACAAGACCUUGCUAAUCAACGUGCUCACUAUGUUUAUUCUAAACCCUGAGCCUGUCAUCCUGCAGGCGUUUCGGGCUGAAGAUGGCUGGCCAUUUCCAAAAUAUUUGGGCUCCUGCGGGCGGGUGACGGCCCAAGAGUUCAUCGGCUCAACGCUGGCGUACUACACAAACUCCGAGUGGCGCACAAGAGCAAAGUUAGCCCUGCAGCUUUUGAAAAUAGCGCAGAGAAUGACGUUUCACGAUCCACGUUUUUCCCUCUAUAUGACUGACGUCACUCCAGAAAACCUAGCCGUCGAUUCUCACGGAAACCUGAAGGUCGUUGACCUCGGAAAUAUCAUCAUUGUCGACAAAAAUCCACCAUUGAGUGUGCGGCCCGAAGGCUGGAAGGAGAAGCACACAAGUGACAUUCUGGAAGAGUGCGAAACUUGCUUCUCAUAUUCGCAAGAGGACAUUUGUGGCCACCGAACGAGCGACCAUAAUUACUACGCAGUGUGCCAGUUUUUUGAGCACACCGCUUGGCUGAGGUACGCACCAGAGAACGUGCUGCGGGCGUAUCCUCAGCUGCCUGAGCUUUUGAGGGAGUGCGCCGAGCCGCAGCGCGAGCAGGGCCGUUACAUCGCGGUCCGCAAGCUCAUUGCCGUCCUUGCCAACGUGACUCUGGGUUGAACGAAUAAUCGAAUUUUCGUUGCCUUACAGAAAGCAACAUAUGUGGCAUGCGGCCUGAGAAGCCCUGCAAGUCGCCGUUGACACCCUUGAACUGUUUCCUAUUAUUCCGGACAGGAAACCAUUUACGAAUACCAGGACAAUGAUGUGUUCGCCAAACGAAUUUAUUGAACGUGAAUGCAUUUUCCACUAGUGAUCUCUUUCUCCUCGGGUCUUGCAGGCUGCAUGAGCCAAUUCAUUAUGACCAUUAUUUAAUUGAAAGAUUUCCUUGGAGAUAAAACUGACUAUUAAAAUCUGGAAUCAUUA